AUGCUACUUCAAUCAAAGAAACAAAAGCUAAAUAAAGCCAAAAAGCAACAGCACGAGUCAACUUCAGGAGCGAGCAGGGAAAUUGCUUCUGAGGGCACAACUUCGUCUUGUGGAGUGAUAAGGAAAUCUGAUAGUAUCCUGUCGCCGCAUUUGUCAGUAUUCCAAGCCCUUCACAAUCCUGAAUUGGAACUUGAUCUUUCCGCUUUGCAAAAUGGCCCUGUACAACGAAUUCCUACGCCGCUAAAUUUAAACCCCGAACUCGAUGCUUACAACAAUUCCUAUAGAAACGAGGAUUUUUCUAUAACGUCAUGGCAAUCAAUACCCUCCAGCUUUGGGUUUGCUGACUCAAAUGCUUCGCCCGCAAAUAGGGUAUUGCGCAGUACUGCUAAGCUCAACAGUCCAAACAUAGGUUCAAUUCUCUCUAGCUCCGAUAACGAAGAGCGCAAUCUAGAGGAUAUAAGCGUGCAACAUCCGACUCAUCAAGUGCUUGUUUUCGACUCUGAGUCAUUUUCCGAGUCUUCGGACGAUGAGCAGGAUACGAUCGAGCUGUCCACGGCGGCGCCCUCCUUUGUCAUGCCCCGAGUUUCCGUUUCUGGCUUGAGUGGAAACGAGGUCGUUUUUCAUGACAAGGUUAGGAUUCAUGUUGUUGGAUAUGAAAAAGAAGUGCUCCUUUCACGUCUAAGCAAGUACCGCAAAACGCUCAACCGGAUUGUUUUCACGGACUCGAAUCCAUCGAUAAUGAUUGUGGUCGUGAAGGACGAUAACUAUUUGCUUUCCGAUGUUGUGGACAAGCCAUUUGUUCCAUUGCUAACGGGAAUCAAUGUUGACUUGGCAUUAUUCAAAAAGUCUUUUCCCAAGAAUCUGAUGAUUUGCGAACCGAUCCAGUUACAGGCAAUUACAGAUGAUUUGAUGCCAUUUAUUGAAUUCCUAACGAACUUGCAAGUGUCGGGAUGCGACUUCAAUAAAGUGCUAGAACUUUCUAUUUCGCAAUACUCCAUGACAAAUCAGCAUCUUUCUAUGGAGAAGGUCAACUCAAUUCUCCUUGAUAAUUCAGCAAAGCAACUACGAAGCAGAUCCAUACACAAAGAGCCGGGUGAUCCAGAGAAAAAGAAGUUUUGCCCGAAGCUACACCGACAUGGAUUGUUCUUGGGAUUGACCGUGGGAAUGAUGAGUCUUGCCGUUUUGAUGAUAUGGAAAGAAAUGGCAUCCAAUGCAGAUACCAAUAAACUGGAAAGCUCAACUCGAGUUCACCAAUUUGUUGUAAAUCCCAAAGAUGUGAUACAUUCGGAAUGCGGCAGAGGCAAGCUCGAUCGACAGACUAUAGCAUAUUCGGUGGGCUCCCUGUGUGAUUCCGCCAUGAAGGGCUCGAUAGAGGCCUGGGAAUUCAUCAAGACCGAUCUGGAUGCCUUAGGGAAGCUGUUAAUAAACUCGAGCUAUUUUCUCAUUGAAAGAACAAAGCUUACCUUGCUGCGGAUUAUGGAGAUGACCGAGCAAGUGCUGUCAUACUGA
Molecule: messenger RNA, 1509 nt
Organism: Ogataea angusta
Lineage: Eukaryota; Fungi; Ascomycota; Pichiomycetes; Pichiales; Pichiaceae
Exons: 1
Coding region: 1-1509 (502 amino acids)
Source: RefSeq, a predicted model, not a curated record